AGAAAUAUGACUUCCCGGUACCGUAUUCACAUUUAUUAGAAAGUAAACAUAUUUUCAAGUCAUCAAAAAUUUGACCUACUGCAAAUAAAAUUGAAAAGCAUAAUGUGUUCAAUGGCUGAGAACAUCCGAAUGGAGACGCAUGGAGAAGAAGAUCAGCUUCAGCACUCGCCUCCCGACGAUGAAUCUUCGCCUCCAUGGUUAAACGAACUUUGUGGAGGAAACAGACAAAUCCAGUUAUGGCAUUUUAUACUUGAACUUCUACAGAACAACGAAUAUUGCGAAAUCAUAAGUUGGGAAGGCGACAAUGGCGAAUUCGUGAUUAAGGAGCCGAACGAGGUUGCUAGAAUGUGGGGAGAAAGAAAAAGAAAACCGGCAAUGAACUACGAGAAGCUGAGUCGAGCUUUAAGGUACUAUUACGACAAGAGGAUUUUGUACAAGUCUAAGGGCAAGCGAUAUGCAUACCAGUUUAACUCGGCUGCUCUGCAACUGCUGCUAAAGCGAAAGAAUGCAAGAAAUCGAGCCAAAGGAUCAGUGUCUUCAGAAAACAAACUGAUGAAAGGUAGAGAGCAUCUCCGUUCUUCCGCUGACAGUCUCUUCGAUCCGAGAAUGGUGUCUUCCCCAGACUCAAACUUUAUGAGACACGACAGUGACGAUGAGCACGAUCAGUUAAACCUUCGUUUAGUUCGACCGAUUCCCGUUUUCGGCGCCGGAAAUGCUGCCCGCAAUCGCGGCGAAAUAAACUCGUUUUCCCCGAUGGAGCUUUUUAACAGCAGCCCUUACGCUUCGGCAUUAUUGUCGCCUCUCCAUCUACACGCUUCGAUGCGGAAAAUGAACAUGCACCAUGGCCACCUGCAACCCAGCAGUCUCGCCCACGAAAGUAUGAAGUUGGGCUACAGCAGCCUCUGGCCCACUCGUUCCGACUUAGCCACGUGUGACAAACCUGUAGAGACCAAACGCCGCAAGGACCGCGAACAUUUCCGAACCAGUAGUAACGACGAAUUCGCAAACUUGUCGAAAAACGGGUCCUCUCCUGAUAUUUCCCACAUUGCCGUGAAGGAAGAGCCAACAUCACCCGGCUACGAAGCAAAAUUCAGUAGUUUUCGGCAACCGGGUGUCACCUCAAGACCAAAGGCAUCAAGUCAAACACACUACUCAGAUAACAGCAAUCGGCACAAACGUUCGAUGUCUGCGUCGGGUCAUUCAAUUCAUGCACUUUCGGAUUUUUCGGCAAUUCCUCACACACAAAUGCAGUCGUAUGCACAGAGAACAGGCCACAACCGCAAUCAUUCGCACGAUUUUGCGACUUCGGAAUUUUCCACGCCACAGCACACGCGCUACAAGCAAGCCAGCAGCACUGCUGUCGAUCAUCAAAAGGAAGCGCAACGACUUCACCGUACCUGGGCACACACUCGAUCAGGCGUGCCUGCUGACGUAGGAAUGUUCAGCUUUAAGCAAGAGGAUAUCCAGGCUUACAAGCAUGAGGCGCAUCGCCCAAGUCCAAACAAACAACACCGUAGAACAAAUUCAGAGAGUUUGUGGCAAUGGAGAAACGAAACUAGACCAACCGGGCAAAUAGGUUCCACAACUACCGCCCAAAAAUCUGCUUUAUCCGGACGAGGCAGUGGAACCAGGAUGGUUGAACUGAAACGGCCAAGCGAAGAAGAAUUGAGACAAUCCUUAAAAUCGUCUCCACCAAAAAAUGCACAUGAAAAAGCCAGAGCGAGAUCGACCAGUAAACCGCUUCCAGUAGUACAAGAAGGAUUUAUUGAACUAAAACGCCCAGAACACUACGAGAAAGCGAAGUCGUCGUCAUUUGUAUUCAGUCCACAAUAUAAGCACAAGGAGCCCGGAAGUCAUAUGCGAAAUAAGUCGGAGGACAUAUUUCUGCAUAGAAGAUCUCCUUCGUGGUCGGAACAGGAAUCAAAAGAGAAUGUUGUGCAAACUGAACCGCUAAAUUUGAGUUGUCGAAAGAAUAGAACCGAAGAUACUCGCGGUCGACCAAAGAUUCGCCAUCAAAGUGUGAACUCUGGGCUUAAUUUUGGAUCCCCACUUCAUCGCAACUCAUACCAAAGACAUUUAAAUGUACCUUCUCUACCACAGAAGUCGCCCGCUUCAUCUAUACCUUCGUUAUCACCGUUCAAAAACUUAAGGCUUUCGGACUCGACGAGUCCUGUGCCGCCGAGUCCUAGCAGAAAAAGGCAAGGCGGAGGUGCGUUGCGGGAUUUCGGGUUGUCUGUUUCGUACCAAGACAUGAGUGAAAGUGGUGGCGAAAUGGAUGAGUUGUCUGUGUACCCAAAACUCGGUCGGUACAACGGCGGUGUCGCUUCGCCAUCGAAACAGUCCUUGACCGAACUAGGCAACAGAAGUGAACAGAAACGGUAUUCAGCAAGCAGCUUGGCAGAUGGGGUGACUGGUACUGCGUCUUUACCUUCAAGUCCUAACCACCUAAUGCCUGCAAAAUGGAGGUAUAAACGAAACAAAGGCAAGAGCAGCCUCGCGUCUGAAUCCACGGAGAGGAUGGCUAAUAACAGCAGUAGAGCAGCAGAUGAGACAGCGAUAAACGAUGAGGCUUUUAUGGAAGGCCACGAAAAUCAUAUCUCGUCUGCUGAUGUUCACGCCUACCAAGAUGACGACCAGCUUAUUGUAAUCGCUGAGGAGUAUGACGAGAUUGAAGAAAUAGAUAUGGCAGUGGCUGACGAAGACGACACAUUCUCAACUUCUGAUAUCCAGGAUAAAAACGUAUCCCAAGACGUUCCCAAGCUUAAACUAGACUUGGUGGACCAGGAAAUUUCGCCAGUCAGAAAAAUUAACUUAUGUGAACAUAAUCUCUCGCGUUCCGCACCGCCGAGUUGUAUGACGUCACCGUCACGUGCUAAUGACGUCGAUGGAAUGGAAUCGCCGGUCACUGAUUCGAACAACAAUUUUGAAUCUGAUAAGCAAGAAGGGAAAUUUGUUGUCUUGAACAGUCUUGACUAUGAGCGAACAAAACAGCAUGUUAAAAUUGAUCGUGAAGAUUUGAAUAACAAUACAUCAGACGCCUCGUCGCCUUCCAGCAAUACAAGCGACGAAUACGAGGCCGAGGUUUCGGAACAUUUUACUCGGACCGAGGCUACAGCAAUGCAAGCAAAGGACCGUCGGAUUCAGGCUAUUUUCGAAGCGAAUGAAAAAUCACGAUCCUGUCCUGCUACGCCCACUAACGGCUCUGAGGAAAGGGGAAACUUUAACACUGAUAGCGCUCGAUCUCUCAGUUGCAUUCCGAGUGUAUUUUCUCUAUCAACGCCAAGUUGUACGACUGUUGGUAUACACUGAAUAUAUUUUAGGUACAUGGACUUCCAGUUUACCUGUCCGCGCCAUCAUUUGCACACGUUUUUAUACUUGGUCAAACGUACACUUCUGUAACCGUAGUUUUACUACUAUACUUGCACAUAACUAACCGAAAAUCUGUAAAUCUACCACAGGCUUCGAAUAUAAAACUGUUCUAUAGCACCUUUCUGUACUAAUUUACACCCAACGUACAUUUCUCAGGGGUAACUAAUAAUGUUACGGUAUUACAUUUCUUAAGAUUAAAAAUUCUACUUUUUUCUUUUCUUUUGUAAAUUUUUUAAGCUUGGCCCAUAUUUUCCGGGCCUUUACACAAUGUUUAGAGAAAGUCCAAACACGCCCGCACUAAAACACCUUUCUACGUUAAUAUAUUUAUUUUUCACCCUAACUGUAUACAAAACCUACUGUUAAAGUAUAGUCAAAUGUAAAGUACUUACCAAAUAUAAAAAUUUCAAACUGUCAUCUCAGGCCUGCUGUUGGCGAUAAACAUUGUACGUUUCAGGUUAUACGAAUUAAAUAUCCAAACUGGACAAA
Molecule: messenger RNA, 3855 nt
Organism: Ciona intestinalis (vase tunicate)
Lineage: Eukaryota; Metazoa; Chordata; Ascidiacea; Phlebobranchia; Cionidae
Source: RefSeq, a predicted model, not a curated record